Molecule: messenger RNA, 3450 nt
Organism: Zingiber officinale
Lineage: Eukaryota; Viridiplantae; Streptophyta; Magnoliopsida; Zingiberales; Zingiberaceae
Exons: 10
Coding region: 146-3184 (1012 amino acids)
Molecular function (GO): DNA-binding transcription factor activity
Source: RefSeq, a predicted model, not a curated record
AAACAAAGUUAAAAGCCGAAUUUUAUUUUCACACAACACAAAGGGAAGGCAACGAAAAGAAGGGGAAAAAAAUUCACGCUUCGUUCGUGUGUUUUAGAUCGUUUCUUCGCAGCUCGAGGGCGAAAGAUUAGGGUUUGGGGCCGCCAUGGACAUGGAUUCACCAGAAGCAACCAACAUUUCUGCCCCCGGCUCCGACCCCUCCCCGCCAAUCAAGGAAUCACCUUUCUCUAGCUAUGUUAACACUUUGUCACCAUUUCAAUAUUCUAAUUUGGAGCAUGGCUUGCAAGCGUAUGAAGAUCUUAGUUUUCCAUCUCCUCAACCUGUAUUUACAUCACCACAUAUUUCUCUUCCUAGAAAAGAUACUGCGAGAAGUUUCUUAUCACUACCCUUGGUUACCUCGGAAUCAGUGGUUCAAUUGAGCUCUAGAAUUCAUGAAGGCGAUGGCAAUCCAUCUUCUAAGGAUGAAAAUAGUGGUGAUUCUUCAAGUUUUGUUGACACACUUUUGGAAGAUCCACUAGAUAAUUUUGAUAAGGCUUCUUGUAAAUUUUCAAGCCAAGCUAAAGAAAUGACUCAAAUUGUACAUGAAAUUUGCACUAAUGCCAACGUUAAUACUAUGGAGUCUUCUAAGAAUGAUUUUGCAUACUUGAAUUCUGCUACUUCUGCUUCAGCUUUGGUAGAUGAAUCUAUAGAUGAUGCUGUGGGGCGCUCUGAUCCAUCUAAUUUGAACUCAGAAGUUAUGGUUGUUCUGCAACGUCCAUUAAUUGACUCUAACAGUUCCCUUGAAAUGAAUGAUCAAACUUGUGAAUACCAUACACAAAAAACUUCUGAUCAUAAGACUACUGAGCAGUUCGCCUCAUCUGAUGUUGAAAAAGGUUUCUCUGGUACUGAAUCAUAUUUUCCUAUUGAACCAUCUUUAACUGAUGGCGAGACAAAAUCUGUUGAUGCUGUUGAGAUAACCAAUAAAAUUUCACUUGAUGGGCAACCAGUAUCAAUCAUCAACAAUAACCCCACAGAUAGUAUUCAUUCACUUUUGGCACCAACAACAGGGGGAAAAGCUGAAGUGGAUAUGGUGGAUCAAGAUUUGAAUACAACAACCAAAUUGAAAGGUGUAAGACCACAAGGUUUUUCACAAGUCUCAGAUGAAUUGCAUUCAACCCCUCAAUCCUUUGAAUUGAUUCAGGAUUUUCAAGAUGUUAUCAAAGAUCCUGAUGUUUCACAAGAUAAGAUUAUACCAUCUGCUGACAAUCAGAUUCCAUAUGAUGAGGACAUUGCUCAGCUUCAGCGUGGGAUGCGGAAGCGUCUUCAGUUUGAGGCUAUCAAAAAUACUGCAUGCCAAGAACCCAAUCAGAAUUUUACGUAUGAUCUCUCUGGUGCAGAACCAUCAGAUGUUGCUGCCCACAUGCUUACUUCAAAUGCUUCUCAUGCGGAACCAUUUGAAACCUGUGGGAUGAAGCAAGGCUCUCAUUCAGACACUCAAAAUUUCAUGCCCAAUUUGAUGGUUAAACCUGUGGGAAGUUCUUCCUUGCUAGAUCCUAGGCCAUCUCGUAUCGGCUUGCACUUGAACAGCAUUGGAAGUAUUGGUAUGGUAGCUCAAUUAAUGGGAAAGGAUUCAUGCUUGGAAGAAAGUUCAUUUCUUGGCAGUAAUGAUCAACUUUCACAAGGUUCAGACAUGGAGUCAGUUUCCACAGGCUUAGUAGGACAACAUACAGUCGCAUUAACUGCAAAUGUCCUGAACCCAUUUCUUGAAUGUGCUAGUGAAGACACUGGAGCCAAUGACAUUGAAAAUCAUGUUUUGGAACUUCCAACAUCUUCUAGCCAUCAAACUCCGCAGUAUGCAAAAACUGUACAAUUUUCUAUGCAGUCAAAGCUUGCUGAGCAAUACAUAACCCCUCGUAACUUGAAAAGGCCACUUUCUAAAGAUGAUGACAAGUUUGAUAACUCAAGUCAGUCUAGUUCUAGAAAGAAAAGGAGGAAGCCAUCUGAAAUUGAAGGUCAGAAGCGUUGCAGUUGUAAGAGGUCCAAAUGUUUAAAACUUUACUGUGACUGCUUUGCUGCUGGGAUAUUCUGCACAGAAGUUUGUGGUUGCCAACAGUGCACUAACAAACCAGAAAAUGAGGAUGCUAUCCAUGAAGCCAAACAUCAGAUAGAGUCUCGAAAUCCACUUGCAUUUGCACCCAAGGUGGUUCUUUGUGUCAGUGAUCCUCUAAAAGACAGUGAAGAGACUAUGGGGGCAACUCCAAAUUCUGCAAGACACAAGAGAGGAUGCAAUUGCAAAAAGUCACUCUGCCUUAAGAAAUAUUGUGAAUGUUAUCAGACUGGUGUUGGAUGUUCAUUUGGAUGCCGAUGUGAAGGUUGCAAGAAUCCUUUUGGCAGGAAAGAGGGAUGUACCGAGAUCAUUGAGAUUGAACACAAGCGCAAUGAAGAGAAAUUGGAGGGCGAUCCAUCCACCAAAACCAAAGGAAAAAACCCUAGAAGCAUGGUGGAUUCUCGCCUGUCCUCACUAACACCUUCAGUGCAAGUCACAGGUGGAGUUGAUGCAGCCAAGUGUUUGGUGCUUCCUCGUUAUUUGACUUCGCCAGAAACAAGUGGUUCUGCUUUAGUGUGCUAUGAAAGAUCACCAGGUUCUCCUAUGAAUUUGAUCAGCAAAGGAUCCUCUGAAAAUGCAGGAGAAGAUUCCAUGUUGGCAGCCUCGUAUGACCCGGACUCGGAGAAUGAUCUGAAAGUCGACAUCUUCUCUCCUGGAUGGAAUGGUUUUCCAGACAUAUGCACCUUUAGUCCCUUGGGAAAAAAUUCGCCGAGCAAUACAAGAGAACCCAAAGUUUUACAGACAAGACUAGUCCGAGCAAAUUCCUUAUCACUUCAUCGUCAUGGUUCACCGGUGACUCCACUUCAUGAGUUCGGCGGAAGGAAGGUACCUCCGGAAUCAGAUUCUGAUUGCAGACUAAACAAAGAGACGAUUGACUAUACUCCUGAAAUCUUGAAGGAUUCCUGCUUGCCUACCCAGGCUGUGAAGGCCAGUUCACCGAAACAGAAACGUGUAUCUCCGCCAAAAAGGCUGUUGCAUCGGUUGAGAAGCAGCUCUUCCAGCGGUAGAAGUGGCCGCAAGUUCAUACUGCAGUCUGUGCCUUCCUUUCCUCCUCUUACUCCUCACAGUAAUAAUAACAGAGGAAGUGGUGGCACAUGAGUACUUUCGACACACAUCGAAUAUAAACUCCUGUUCUUCACUGAUAAUCAUCGUCGUGUCGUUCCACUCGUUCCAGCUAUGAAUGUGUUAGUAAUGCAAACCAUGCAUUCCAAUUUAGCUUCUCUGUUGGACCCUUGUUUAUGCUUUUUCUUCUUGUGCUUACAACUCAGAAAGAACAUGCCGCGAUUCGGCUCUGCUCCCUGUCCAUCAGCUUUGAUUGUCUGAAAUCCGCCGUCCAACAGAAUGUUCUCUGGUUUAAUACUUAA